Messenger RNA from Danio aesculapii, 5064 nucleotides. It is a transcript of the gene b4galnt3b, whose product is annotated as beta-1,4-N-acetyl-galactosaminyl transferase 3b. The transcript is spliced from 20 exons. Lineage: Eukaryota; Metazoa; Chordata; Actinopteri; Cypriniformes; Danionidae. Bases 172 to 3585 code for a protein of 1137 amino acids. Gene Ontology annotation, molecular function: acetylgalactosaminyltransferase activity. Gene Ontology annotation, cellular component: Golgi cisterna membrane. The record is from RefSeq and is a predicted model, not a curated record.
GAUGUUCACGGACUCUUCACAGACGCUGAAUCACGGCGGCAGGGAGAAAUGUGAACCGGAGUGACGAGGAUUGAGUUUUCCACGAGUUCUGACACCGUGAAACUGUGUAUUGAUGGUCCUUUCAGCGGCUCACAACUUCUGUGAUCCAGACGGAGCCUGAAGGGCGGAAAGAUGAUGCUCAACUUUCUCCCGGUGCGGAAAUUCAAACGCAACGGUAGAUAUAUAGUGUUCGGGGCGGUGCUGACGGUCGCGCUGCUCGCGGCGUAUCUGGAGUUCAGGGCCACGAGUGAGUGGAGCAGCUCCGAAGUAACCAUACGCGGUGAAUCUGUUGUCUGGGCAAAAGCUGCUGCUGCUCAACGUGCGGUUAAAGAAGAUCGUUUCUCUGAUGAGAAUCGAGAUGAAGACAAAUGGAAACCAAAAAACACUCAACUGACAUGGAGGACAGAGUAUAAAGGACAAGCUAAUCUUCAUGUUUUCGACGACUGGUGUGGCUCAUCUAUAGCUCAACUACGGAAGAAUCUACAUUAUCCACUAUAUCCUCACCGUCGUACAACUGUAAAGAAGCUUGCUGUGUCUCCCAGCUGGACAAAUUAUGGGCUCAGGAUAUUUGGCUACAUACAUCCUUAUACUGAUGGUGACUUCCUAUUUGCAUUGGCGUCUGAUGACAACAGUGAGUUCUGGCUCAGUGAUGAUGACAAUCCCGAUAAUCUGAAGCUCAUUGCAUACGUUGGGAAGACGGGUAGAGAAUGGACCGCCCCAGGGGAGUAUGGGAAAUAUGCCAGUCAGAUAUCAGAUCUUGUUCCUUUGCAGGCGAACAAGAAAUAUUUCUUUGAACUCAUUCAUAAGCAGAACGGUGAAGGAACGGAUCACGUGGAGGUGGCGUGGCAGCUCAAAGUGACUGGGAGUGGAUUUGCAAUCAUCGAUUCCAAGUUCAUCUCGCUCUACACCAACGAGUCUUCUUUGAAGGCUGGAGAUGUCAGUCACAUUCCUCAGACAGCUGCCAGUCAUGUGAAUCCGCCCUCGAGGUUGUCUCAGACUCCGCCCCAUGAUGUCGACAUGCUGAGAGCAGAUCCACGAGAUUCCUUUCAUCAAAUUCCAUUACUGGACCAGGUGCGUUUGCAUGGAGUUUUACCUGACUGCAUCUAUAACCCCAGCUACAUCAUAAAGGGUUAUCCUCUGGUGCGCUAUCAGGGCCUGCAGUUUGUGUACCUGACCUAUGUGUAUCCUAAUGACUACACGCGGCUCACACACAUGGAGAGUGAAAACAAAUGUUUCUACCGCGCAAAUCCAUAUUACAUGGACAGAUACGGCUUCUCAAACUACAUUCAAAUGGAUGUGCCUGAGGAAGAGCUUUCCCUCAAAUUCCAAGGAGACAGCAUGCUCGGAAGAAAUAAAAAUAAAGACCUUCAGAAACCUAGAGAGUACGAGGAGAAGCAGCAAAUUGAUGGAAUGGAGAAGAAGAAGGUUCUCCCAGAUUAUGGCGACGAUUAUGAUGAUUAUUCAAUGAAUAGACGCCGCAAACUCUUCUCCGUCCAGAAACAUAGUGUGAUUAGAAGAAAGAGAAACAAUGGAGAACUAAACAUCAGAAUUGAACAAGAGAACCAAGCUAAGGAAAUCCAAAAACUGCCUGAACAACCACAAAAUGAACCCCAAGUGAGAAGGAAGAAGAAGAGGAGACUGCCCCAACAACAAAACCUGAAAGAUCAACAACAUCUCCAAAAUGCACCUUCAGAGGUGAAAAGCUAUGACCAGGGCAGAAAACAAGCUUAUGUUGUGGAAAAAAUACCUGAGCAGCAGAAUCCAGAACUGUUUCAGGAAAAAACCAUCCGGAGGUUUGAGGAGAAACAUCUACAAGCUGAUAGAUCGAUGGUUAAGAAGGAUCGAAUUCACCGUCUUAAAGCCCAUUAUGUCAAUAGUAGCCAUGUAAAUCCAAACCCUGCUAUAGUCAGAGAUAUUCCCAUUGAAAAAGUUCGAGAAGCUAUCGAUCUAAAGGAAAAAUCCAUUAAAAAACCUGCCAUGUUUAAUGAGGUCAAGAAUGAACAUCCUGACGUUUCGAAUCAAAUGGAUAACCGGAAAGUCUUUCUUGGAGAGCAUGUGGACAAAGCACGCAAGAACUCAUCAAAUGCGGUGGAACUAAAAAAAACCAAGGUGAAGAACGCUACAUAUGAAUAUUUGCAUGGAGAUGAAGUCAAAGCAGACGCAAUGAAGAAACCCAAAUACCGUAAACAAAAAGUAGAUACAAUUGUUGUAGGUGACAACCAAAUAGUCGAGCAUAACAAUAAAGCUUAUAAUAAUAUUGCAGUUCUCCAAAAACCACACCAAAACAUGGUGUAUAACCAAACCAGUGAGCACAAAGAUCAAGAAUAUAACAACCGCUGGGGUCACGCCAAUGAGGACAGAAAUCGAAUUGAGAAACCGAUACAGGAUGAUGCUAUGGAUGUUAAAGAGACUGAAGAUGAUGGAGAUGAAGAAGAUGAUUGGGUAAAUCAGGGUUUAUCAGAGGAAGAAGACUACGAGCAUGUUCACAGACCUGUGUUUGACGUGGAAGUCAAGUGGAAUCAGACGUUUCAUGCUAAAUCUCUGGAUCUGCAUUCAAUGCGCUCUGAUUGGAUCGAUCUGAAGUGUAACGUGUCUGGAAACCUGAUGCUCGGCGAAUCAGAAGCCUUGUCUGUAGUAGAUGCUUUCAUGAAGGAACUAAAUAAGAAGUACCCAAGGCAGUUCUCUCUAGAUCGUAUUGUGAAUGUUGAGAAGAAGCCUGAUUAUAACCGAGGCAGUAGAUAUCUACUGGAGCUGGACCUGCUGGAGGCUUCAGGGCGGCACCUGCGUCUGGGACAGUACAUCUUUGUGAAACGAACAGAAGAUUGGGGUUCUCCAAGAAAACAAAAGCCUCAGGAUGCAAAACUUCAACUUUGCAAUCCAUAUACCUUUUACUGGAACCCGACUGCUACUGUCCACUUCAUCAUCCCAGUGAAGAACCAGGCCCGCUGGGUGAAACAGUUUAUUUCCGACAUGGAGGAGCUCUACCGCAUCACUGGAGAUCAGAACUUCAACAUCAUCAUCACAGACUAUGAAAGCACUGAUAUGAACAUAGAAGAAGAACUGCUAAACUCUUAUAUACCCAGGUAUCAGUACCUCAGGUUGAGCGGAAACUUUGAGAGAUCGGCAGGACUGCAGGCAGGAAUUGACCUCAUUACCGAUGAUAACAGCAUUGUGUUUCUCUGUGAUCUGCACAUCCAUUUUCCACCGGGCUUCAUUGACACUGUGAGGAAACAUUGUGUGGAGAGACGCAUGGCUUUCGCUCCCAUCGUCAUGAGACUGAACUGUGGAGCUACGCCUCAGGAGCCUGAUGGUUACUGGGAGGUCAAUGGAUUUGGACUUCUGGGCAUUUAUAAGUCAGACCUGGACCGCAUUGGAGGCAUGAACACUAAAGAGUUUACUGACCGCUGGGGUGGAGAAGACUGGGAACUACUGGACAGGAUCCUCCAGGGUGGGCUGGAGGUGGAGCGACUCUACCUGAGGAACUUCUUCCAUUAUUUCCACUCAAAGCGAGGAAUGUGGAACCGGCGGUCACUGCGCAACACGUAAACCACAUAAACAAGGCUUACCACAGCACUUUAAACUUUUGCCAGACCUCAGGACAUUCUGGAUGUGUGCUUUAUAUCACAUCCAACUGAAGGCGAAUUUGAGGUAAUAGUUGGCGGAAACACGCAGAGACUCAGGACAGGGACGUCUGAGACGUUUGGGUUGUGUAACACUGAACUCUCCAGCUGCUAUGAGAGCAUGUCAGGGUUGAAAUGCUCCUCUAAUGCUGUCAAGAAAACUGAACUACAGGUCACUGAAGGCUCUACUUCCAGGUCAAUAAUAUGCCUUAGUAGCGUUUGGGUGAGUUUUCUGUUCUGACAGGCAGAAAUAUGACGCUAAUGAGAUGUAAAUACUAUGGAUAUACAUAUUUAUUGAGGGAGCCAAUAGUCUUGGGUGAGGGGGUUGAAUUUGCACAUUGUUUUUUUUUUUUUUUUUAAUACUGCAAGUGACCUGAGGAAUUGAACGAAUUGGUAGCCAAAACCAAAGAGAUGUGCAAUAUUCACAGUCUAAUAAAAUGGAUUCAUUCAGGUUACAAAUGCUGUCUUCAGGUCAGUCUCAUUAUACCACGUUUAGGUCAUGUUUCAUCCCCGAAAAAUCCAAAAGAAAGAAGAAAGAAAUGAUAUUUUGCUUAAAGAAUAUAUUUUUUGAUAAUUUAAAAUGACUUUACUUUCAAUUGCUCACUCUAAUACAGACAAAGAUACAUUAUUAUUAAAUUAUAAUUAGAAUGUAUGUGUUCCUAAUUAUCUUUAAUUAAAAUUUUAUUCUUUUCAUAAUACAGCACUGGAAGAACUAAAUAUUGCAUGUUUAUUAUGCAUAAUGUAAUUUAUUUCAGGAGGGUAAGAAAUGAUCUGGGCAUAUUUUGUAAUAUUCACCAUUUAUAGUGAUGUUGAAGGAUUAAAAUGCCUAUUUUUUUGUACAGCAUCAGUGGAUUUUCCUGCAUUAUGAACGUAGUCAGGCAGUUUAUCUGUGUUCGUGAAACAUUCCAGUGAGUAAACUCCAAAUCAGACUCCUUCAACCUGGUACAGUAUUAUUUCAGACAAAUUCAAUCCAAUGCAUUGCCAUCCAACACACAAAGACAGACUGCGAAACAUUGCUUUGUUUCUCUGAUAAAUUCCUUGCUGACUCUUGCCUGUAAUGAAAGCGGCCAUCAUAUGUGCCUUAUGUGUAUUUCAUUUUGCGGAUGGAAAUAUCUUCUGUACACUGUUAUGAAGGGAUCUGGUGCUGUUUUACAGAGAUUCUUUUGGAUGGUUACACAUGCUGUAAAUGUCACUGCCUUUUUGUGAAUAUAUAAGAAUGAGCCGCAUUAUAGAUCUCCCAGUUAAUAGCGCAUUGCUUACAAAAUCAACUUUUUUAUGCAUUUGUUUUGCUACAUUGCUGUUUGUUUUUUACGUGAAGGAUCUUCUUGAAGGGCUUAAAUAUGGAAACCUUUAACUCGUGGAUGUGGAUCACCAACAGUCUUAAAAUAAAACAUUUCAGGUUGAA